AUGUCCCGCCCCUGUGGCGUGCAGUUGGCAAUUCCGGCAAGGUUAGCCGCUAUAGUAUUGGGUGCUGCAGUGUUUACGUUUCUAUUGAAAGGGACAUUAUGGGGCCGGCCAACCAAACUGGCCGCCGGAAGAAACUGUGAAAGAAACAACACUCCAUUGGGGUCGCCAAAGCGCCGCCGCAACAAGGAGGGUUCCCUCGGCUGCGUUGAAAUGUUUCGUCGCUUUUUAAAGAAAUUAGGGCGUACCAGCGCUGCUGAGAAGGUGGUUGCUAUACGUACGGCUAAAUCUCCCGAUGCAGAGAUAUACCGUUUGUUACUUCUCGAGCACCAGAAGCAAUUGGGUAUAACUUUUUCUGUAGCUAUAGAAGAAGUACCAGAACUUAGUGGAGAACUUCAAAUUGUUGUAGGCCCACUUGAAGACUACAGGCGACAAACAAGCAACUGUUCCCCCUUCUCUACCACUGCUGUGACCGAAAGGGAAAGGCGCGUUGGUGGAUCUGAGCAGUUAGCUAAGGUGGAACAGUUGCUUGUUUGUCGCAUCAAGCUUCCCGAGAGGCGCUUUUGCUGUAACAUUCCUCCAUUCGUUAUGAGGGUUCUCGCUGCACAAGCAAACAACAGUUUGGUGUUCAGCACACAUGCCGCCGAAGUCUUGUAUUGUAUGCCCCGGAUUGAGGAAGAAACCCGUGAAUAUCAGAAUAAGCAUUUGCUGAACACCCAGGGGGAGCAGAAACAGAAAAAAUACAAACGAAGUGGAUUGACUUCGUCGAGUCCAUCGUUAACAUUGGGUAAGGGUGCCGUGGUUUUAGGGGGUUCAUCGCGACCUACCUCGAAUUCGACUUUCGGUAGCCUGCAAGACACAUUACAGUCUACUCCAUCUUGUGGAAGCAUCACCAUUCAGUCGCAGCUGCGGGUGCAAGGACACGAAACCGCCGUAAUGCAAAACCUUGGUGAAAAUAUUGAUGUCAAUGCCGUACUCUUCUCCACAUCUCUAUUGGUGUGCGGCGACAGCACCUCUAGCGGAAAAGUUGGCCCGGCAUUUUGCUGUAGCGUGCCAAAUCGUGUACAGGAGAAAGACGAACCAACGCACACUGCUGUUCGUGAGGCACUUCUCAACACCUUGUUCCUCGUGUCCCCCAAGGGGUUGAACCGGGGCCCACUGGAGAAAUUGAGGCAAAAUCCGUUAGCCGUUUGGCGUGCAUCCCGCCAGUCAGUGCUGACGACGGCAAUGCUUUACGUAAUUGACGUUGCUUCCGCCAACGGUGAUCCAAUGGUUUGUUAUUCAAGGGUCGUGGAUGAGGUGGUAGCGCAAGCCGUCCUCUUGCACCACGAUGGGAUGGUGUUGGACUUCAUAGGUGCUUUAUCUGAACGUUUUGGAAAACAGUACACACCGCACUGUACGGUUUUUCAACAGGCAGUUGAAAGCCGGCGUGAAGAUCAUAGUCGCAGUGGAAACGUUUCCUUCCAGGUCGAUUCACCAAAUCCGUGUGAAAACCUUCAAAACAUACUAGAGGAACUUCCUUACAUAUGUGAGUUCAUCCUUGAACAUCGAAAUGAUUUUUCCAAUGCAGUGCUCACGCCGGGUGGUUCGAAUCUGCUCGAAGAGGUCUUUGGUGUUCCAGCCACUGUUUUCCCUUUCCUUCCGUGCGCUCGUGAGAGCAUCGCGUUUAUUACACAAUCAUUUAACUGUAUCGUAGAAACCUAUGGGUCGUUGAGUUCAGAGGGGUUUUGCGAAUUCAGGAGCGAUGUGCUUAACGAAAGUAAGGCGGAUGUGAUGGCUAGCAGUCAGCGGUGCUUUCGUGAGUUAAACAACUCACGCAGUGGGAUAAUCUCCUUUGAAGAGUUGUGUCACUGGAUGGCGCGCAAACUGUCGAGCGACAACACACUCUCCAAUCCCGAUGCUCGCUUACUUUCCAUUGCCAUGUCCCUCGGGUUACCGAUGGCUUUAUUGUUGGGGACACGUCAAGAGUGGGCUCGCCUGGGUCGGGCACCAAUAUUUAAUGGGGAAGGGGAUCAAGGAUGCAGACUAGCGCAUGCAACGUAG
Messenger RNA from Trypanosoma brucei brucei TREU927, 2040 nucleotides. RefSeq lists its product as hypothetical. Bases 1 to 2040 code for a protein of 679 amino acids. The record is from RefSeq and is a predicted model, not a curated record. Gene Ontology annotation, molecular function: calcium ion binding. Lineage: Eukaryota; Euglenozoa; Kinetoplastea; Trypanosomatida; Trypanosomatidae. The transcript has a single exon.